AUGGAUGAGGCUAUCGAGCAGCUCCUAGAAUGGUCUACUUCGAUAGGAGUCGAGCUGAAUGGCAUUCACCCAAAAGCCCUCCACGGACGAGGUAUUGGUAUUGUUGCUACCCGGCACCUAGAGGCUGAUGAAGUUAUCCUUAAAGUACCUAUACCUGCUUUGCGCACUCUCAGCAACACUCCAAAAGACAUCAUCAAGAAACUGAGCGGUGCAUCUGGUCACAGCAUCCUUGCGGUUUCUCUCUGUCUAGAUGAUGGCACUGCCACCAACAAAUGGACUCCCGUUUUCCCUUCUCGGCAAGACAUUGCCUCGAGUCUGCCUAUCUGCUGGCCGGCUAAGCUGCGCUCUCUGUUGCCCACAGGAGCCAAGACUUUACUCUCAGCUCAACAGGAAAAAUUCAACAAGGACUGGGCCAUCGUGACGGCAGCGUAUCCAGAACUUCACAAAGAUGACUAUCUGUACAGCUGGCUCCUUAUAAACACCCGAACUUUCUACUACACAGAUCGUGGUACAGACAAGCUGCCCAGAGAAGACCGCAUGGCCCUCCAGCCCGUGGCGGACCUUUUCAAUCACACGCCCGAGGGCUAUUGCGUCGCCAAUUUUGACGACAAGUUCUUCACUUUUACCACCACGCGCACACACCAGCCUGGCGAAGAAGUAUUCAUCCGCUACGGGCCUCAUGCUAACGACAAGCUGCUUGUGGAGUAUGGCUUCACGCUGCCGUCGUCCGUGAACCCUUGGGAUGAAACAUGCCUCGAUUCAUACAUCUGCCCUUCCAUGACCGUUGACCAGAGAGACCGCCUGGAGGCUGUCGGUUUCUGGGGGAAGUACAUGCUCGACUCCCAAACGGCAUGCUACCGCACAUAUGUUGCGUUGCGGAUGCUCUACCUUCCACUUAACAAGUGGCAAGACAUCCUAGACGGGACUAGGGAUGAAGACGAGGACAGCCAUAUCAUAGACGGGGCAAUGCUAAAAAUACUAACCAAGUACGACAGCGACAUCACCAGCGCUCUGGAGCAGCUGGGGCAGCUCGAGGGCAGCUCCGUUGGCGACGAGGAAAUGAGAGGAAUUCUCACAGACCGAUGGCUCCAGAUUAAGCAUCUGGUGGCACAAGGCAAAUUGCGGUUGCAAAGCUAGCACCGACAGAGUCGUCCCCUACCUCACCAUCCCUUUCCUCCGUCGCUGAUUGAAUCAGCACCCUAUCAAUCACCUGUACACACGCGCGCACAAAGCCAUCAUGAUGCCCUUUGUUGGUUUUUCCUUUUGCUUGAUCAUCAAAUUGUUUUGCUCUUUUGAACCAUACCAUGUUCCAUCCUGUUUUUGUUCCCUUCCCUCCCUUUCCUGGCAUGCAAUAAACAAAGGAGAGAAUAGAAAGCAAAGAGCCUAAAGACAAGAGAAAGAAAAGAAAAAAUUACAAAAUUUCCACAAAAUGCUCUCUGACUCCUGACGUCUUAACAACCCAGCGUUUGUUCUAUUAUACACUGUCGAAAAAAAAAACAAUUCCCUUCCUGAUGCAAACUAACAAGAUAUUUUCCCAACGUCCGUCAAAAGCAAUGGGGCAAGUGUUCCCUUCCUGUUCCCCUAAUACAAUCAAAUCAAAUCC
Trichoderma virens Gv29-8 is the source of this 1603-nucleotide messenger RNA. RefSeq lists its product as uncharacterized. Lineage: Eukaryota; Fungi; Ascomycota; Sordariomycetes; Hypocreales; Hypocreaceae. The coding region runs from base 1 to 1137 and encodes 378 amino acids. Gene Ontology annotation, molecular function: protein binding; protein-lysine N-methyltransferase activity. The record is from RefSeq and is a predicted model, not a curated record. The transcript is spliced from 2 exons. Gene Ontology annotation, biological process: peptidyl-lysine monomethylation.